Aspergillus pseudonomiae is the source of this 855-nucleotide messenger RNA. Its product is annotated as fumarylacetoacetate hydrolase family protein. Gene Ontology annotation, molecular function: catalytic activity. The record is from RefSeq and is a predicted model, not a curated record. The coding region runs from base 1 to 855 and encodes 284 amino acids. The transcript has 3 exons. NCBI's taxonomy places the organism in Eukaryota, Fungi, Ascomycota, Eurotiomycetes, Eurotiales, Aspergillaceae.
AUGUCCUGGACGCACCUCAUCCGAUUUAUCGCCGUCGAAGAUAGCCAAGAGCAUCUGGGCCAAUUAGUCGACACCACUCGCGACAUUGGCAAAGAUAGCGUCAAUGGCGUGGAAAUCGCCGCGUAUCUUAUCGAUGGUACGAUCUUUGACGGGCGCGUAUCCACGACCGUGAUGCACGUUAAGCAGCUUCUCUCCCCAGUCACCAAGGAACAAUGCAGUUACAUCCGUUGUCUGGGCCUGAACUACCUCGACCACGCCAAGGAAGCCAACAUGGCCCUCCCCACAGUCCCCGUUAUGUUCACCAAGCCUCGCACUGCCCUAGCCAAUCCGUACCCAGCGACGAUCAAUAUCCCCAAAUGUGCGCAGGAUGAAACGAGCGAUUACGAGGCAGAACUCUGCGUCGUCAUUGGAAAGACAGGGCGUGAUAUCCCUGAAGAGGAAGCGCUGGAUUAUGUUCUGGGUUAUACAGCGUCUAACGACGUUUCGGCAAGGACGCUGCAAUUUGCGACUUCGCAGUGGUCGUUUUCGAAGGGGUUGGAUGGGAGUUGCCCUGUUGGGCCCGUCCUCGUUUCGUCCUCUGUCAUCAAGGACCCGCAGACGUUGUUCAUUAAGGCGAUUCAUAAUGGGAGCGUCCUACAGAAUGGCCAUACCAAGGAAAUGCUGUUUUCGAUUAAGAAACAGAUCUCCUAUCUGUCCCAGGGCACAACACUGGAAGCGGGCACAAUUUUCCUGACGGGAACUCCGGCUGGAAUUGGGUUUACUCGGGAACCCAGAAUUGUGCUGAAGGAUGGUGAUGAGAUCAAUGUCGAAAUUGAAAACAUUGGCACGUUAAUCAACAAGGUGCGGUAUGAAUAA